GAGAAUCUGCCUUGAGACAGGAGGACAGUGGCGGGGGUUUCUCCGGGGUGAGGGGACGAGGCCGGCGCCUUCUCCUCCGGGUGGAAGGGAGACAGUGCUCAAUUACUGACCUUCCUCUCUCGCGUCACGUGACUCGUGGUGGUAUAAAAGCUUCCCAGCAGCCAGGUUCCUUACACUCUGUUCCUGUGAAGUGGGCGGCAGCCGUGGCUGAAGCUCUGCUUCUCAGAAGCUCUCAGACUUUCCUUUUCCAAGAAGCCAUCUAUCUGGACCGAAGACAAGAGCAGCCAUGCCAGACACGAAGAGCUCCUUGAUCCUCGUGGCCUACAUCCUUAUCUUCCUUACUGGUUUCCCUGCCAACCUCCUGGCCCUGCGGGCCUUUGUGGGCCGGGUCCGCCAGCCCAACCCCGCACCCGUCCACAUCCUCCUGCUCAGCCUGACGCUGGCGGACCUCCUCCUGCUGCUGCUGCUGCCCUUCAAGAUGAUCGAGGCUGCCUCUAACUUCCGCUGGUACCUGCCUGAGCUGGUCUGCGCCCUCACGGGUUUCGGCUUCUACAGCAGCAUCUACUGCAGCACGUGGCUCCUGGCGGGCAUCAGCAUCGAGCGCUACCUGGGAGUGGCCUUCCCCGUGCAGUACAAGCUGUCCCGCCGGCCCCUGUAUGGCGUGAUUGCUGCCGUGGUCGCCUGGAUCAUGUCCUUUGGUCACUGCACCAUCGUGAUCAUCGUUCAGUACUUGAACACAACCCAGAGGUCCACGGAGGAAAUUACCUGCUACGAGAACUUCACCGAAUAUCAGCUGAAGGUGGUGCUUCCCGUGAGGCUGGAGCUGUGCCUGGUCCUCUUCUUCAUCCCCAUGGCCGUCACCAUCUUCUGCUACUGGCGCUUCGUGUGGAUCAUGCUCACCCAGCCCCACGUGAGGGCCCAGAGGCGGCGGCGAGCUGUGGGGCUGGCCAUCGUGACACUCCUCAACUUCCUGGUGUGCUUCGGGCCUUACAACGUGUCCCACCUGGUGGGCUUUUACACGAAGCAAAGCCCCAAGUGGCGGGCAGAGGCCGUGGUGUUCAGUUCCCUCAACGCCAGCCUGGAUCCACUGCUUUUCUACUUCUCUUCUUCCGACGUGCGCCGAGCCGUCGGAAAGGGGCUUCAGAUACUGCGGCACCGGGGCUCCUCUCUGCUGGGAAACAGAGGCAGAGAGCCAGCAGAGGUGACGAAUGGGGACAGGGGUGUGAGUCAAGCAGAGGGAGUAGCGAGUUCUGACUUUACCACAGAGUAGGGGUGUACGGGACCUCCGGAGGCGCUGGGGGCACGUAUGGGUGGAGCGGGCUGGGCGCGGGAGGGCAGGAGGGUUCCAGACUCGGGAAUCCUCCGACCGAGUCCACGACUGGGACCGGAACAACCCUUCUCACCGGCUUGCUGGCCCUUCCUGACUGCACCUUCCUUCCCAGAGGAACACAGAAGGAGAAAUGGUUAGGCAUAGAAGCACUGUCAGGCCAAGUCUCGGAAGCCACGGGGCCAAUAUGAACUCAGUCCUUGUGAGGUGCUCGGAAGCUGGGGAUGGUCGGGUUGAAGCAGAGGAUCCUGAGGCAAUCUGGCCAUAAGCUUUGAGACGACACCUAGAUGCUGGGCUAGCUGUUGAUGCUGGAAAGAAGCCAGGGCAGAAGAGAUGGAAGAGAAAUACUAAAUGAGGUUAAAGAAGGCUCGGGAGAGGUCUGAGCCAAGGGAACUAGGAGGAAGGGCUGAGGGCUCGGGUCUCUAAUGCUCUAGAUUUCUGCUGUAUCCAUCCGACCGGCUGCUUUGUAACUGAGCUGCAGUCAUCUUCAUGUGUGUGUCUUGUGUUCCCCCUUAACCUGGGAACUUCCUGAGGUUCGGGUCUUGUCUUCCUCCCUCAUGGCACUCCACACAGGUCCGGAUACAGCCUGGUACCCACCAGCCAGAGCUCAAGACUGACUAGCACAGGCGUAGACAGCCUGGUCUGGCAGGUUGAAAAUAAAGAUGCUAAAACUCUGAAGUGAGUGUCCACAAUUUUUGUAACAUUUCUGCCAGCACAGAGGGCAAAAAUGGGACGAAGAACCAGACUCCAUAGCAAAGAGGGACAGUGAGGCAUCUGAAAGCCCAGAAACACUUUAAGGAAAAGAAUUAAUACGAGUGGACUAAGUGAGGGGACUGGGGCGGGGGUGAUCCUGUUGAGACUGAUGAAUGGAGACCAGAUUUAGAAAGAGAAAGUGGGCUGAGUCCUGAUUCGGAUGUAUCAGAGGGGGCUUAAAAUAUCCUGCUCUCCUGCUUAGAAACCUGCAGAGUUUUCCGACCAUCCAAAGUUGGAGGGGGGUUGGGAGGAUGGGUGGAAAAGGAGAAGGGAUUAAGAAGUACAAAUUGUUCGUUAGA
Molecule: messenger RNA, 2379 nt
Organism: Molossus molossus (Pallas's mastiff bat)
Lineage: Eukaryota; Metazoa; Chordata; Mammalia; Chiroptera; Molossidae
Gene: FFAR2
Product: free fatty acid receptor 2
Exons: 2
Coding region: 287-1270 (327 amino acids)
Biological process (GO): G protein-coupled receptor signaling pathway; cellular response to fatty acid
Cellular component (GO): plasma membrane
Molecular function (GO): G protein-coupled receptor activity
Source: RefSeq, a predicted model, not a curated record